Thrips palmi is the source of this 4083-nucleotide messenger RNA. It is a transcript of the gene IleRS, whose product is annotated as isoleucine--tRNA ligase, cytoplasmic. The transcript has 3 exons. Lineage: Eukaryota; Metazoa; Arthropoda; Insecta; Thysanoptera; Thripidae. Gene Ontology annotation, biological process: isoleucyl-tRNA aminoacylation. The record is from RefSeq and is a predicted model, not a curated record. Bases 181 to 3915 code for a protein of 1244 amino acids. Gene Ontology annotation, molecular function: tRNA binding; isoleucine-tRNA ligase activity; aminoacyl-tRNA deacylase activity.
AAUAUAUAGUGGAGCCGCCGAGAGAGGAGUAGGGCUGCCCAUAAGAAACAGGCAGAAACUCACGGGAGGAGGAGAAUAGCCAGGCCAUGCUCGCCUGUCUGCAACUGCAAAGUGCAAUGUGUUAGCUGGAAGUGUGCAUGCCCUGUGUCGUGAAAUCAGAUAUUGACACUACUCUUCACUAUGGCGCACACACCGGUGCCCGAAACUAUCAACUUUGCCAAGGAGGAGGAGAACGUCCUGAAGCUGUGGCAGAAGAUAGAUGCGUUCCAGACAUGUUUGAAGCAAUCGAAAGGGAAAGAAAGAUUCACCUUCUAUGAUGGACCACCGUUUGCUACAGGACUUCCCCACUAUGGUCAUAUCCUAGCUGGAACCAUCAAAGAUAUUGUUACUCGAUUUGCCCACCAGAGUGGCUUCCAUGUUGAAAGAAGAUUUGGGUGGGAUUGCCAUGGCCUUCCAGUUGAGUUUGAAAUUGAUAAAAUGCUGGACAUCAAAGGACCAGAUGAUGUAGCCAAAAUGGGUAUUCCUGCCUACAAUGCCGAGUGUCGAAAGAUUGUUAUGCGGUAUUCAACUGAGUGGGAAAUGGUAAUAACCAGACUUGGCCGUUGGAUUGACUUCAAAAAUGAUUACAAGACCUUGUACCCAUGGUUCAUGGAAUCAGUUUGGUGGGUAUUCAAACAACUAUACAACAAAGGAUUAGUGUACAGAGGAGUCAAAGUCAUGCCUUACUCAACUGCCUGCAAUACGCCUUUAUCAAAUUUUGAAUGUGGUCAGAAUUACAAAGAUGUAAAUGACCCCUCCAUUACUGUAGCUUUUCAGCUGCGAGAUGAAUCUGUUGAGUUAUUGGCUUGGACCACCACUCCAUGGACUCUACCAAGCAACUUUGCACUCAUCGUAAAUCCUGAUAUGCAGUAUGUAAAAGUUAAAGAAAACUCUUCUGGCAGAGUUUUUGUUCUCUUGGAGAAGCGGCUUGAAAGUGUUUUUAAGAGCCAAGAUGACUUCACUGUUUUGGAUAAAUUCCUUGGAGCUACAUUGAAGGGUAAACGAUAUGUUCCCCUCUUUCCUUUCUUCCCUGAAAUGGAAAGUAAAGGAGCAUUUACUGUUUUUGCUGAUCCUUAUGUCACUGAUGACUCUGGUACAGGAGUAGUACAGUGUGCUCCAUUCUUUGGUGAAGACGAUUACCGCGUAUGCGUUCAGAAUGGCAUGUUCUCUCGGGAUGAUGAUAUUAUUUGUCCCUUGGAUGCUAAAGGCUGCUUUGUUGAUCCAGUCACUGACUUCAAGGGUAUGUACAUCAAAGAUGCUGACAAGCACAUCAUCAAGCAUUUAAAAGAAGCUGGACGACUUUACCUCAAUUCAACAAUUAAGCACAACUACCCAUUCUGUUGGAGGUCAGACACACCUCUCAUUUAUAGGGUUGUUCCUUCUUGGUUUGUGCGUGUUCAGCACAUGAAUGAAACACUCUUGGAAAGCAGCAAACAGACUUACUGGGUGCCCGAUUUUGUUAAGGAGAAACGCUUUGGUAAUUGGCUGCGUGACGCUCGAGACUGGGCCAUCAGCAGGAACAGGUACUGGGGCACACCUAUACCUUUAUGGGUUUCAGAAGAUGGGAAAGAAGUUGUGUGUGUUGAAAGCAUUGCAGAGCUUGAGAGUUUGACUGGUCAAAAAAUCACAGACCUCCACAGGGAAAGUGUGGACAAUCUUGAGAUCCCAUCUUCUCGUCCAGGAUGCAAACCUCUUAGAAGAAUUCCAGAAGUUUUUGAUUGUUGGUUUGAAUCAGGUUCAAUGCCUUAUGCCCAAGCCCACUUCCCUUUUGAGAACAGCAAAGAAUUUGAAAAAUGCUUCCCUGCUGAUUUUAUUGCUGAAGGCAUCGAUCAAACAAGAGGUUGGUUCUACACGUUACUGGUGAUUUCAACUGCUCUGUUCGGAAAGCCUCCCUUCAAGAAUCUUAUUGCAAAUGGACUUGUGUUGGCUUCUGAUGGCCAGAAGAUGUCCAAGCGAAAAAAGAACUACCCUGAUCCUCUUGAAGUUGUAAGUAAAUAUGGAGCAGAUGCUCUGCGGCUUUAUCUCAUCAACUCCCCAGUAGUACGGGCUGAAAAUCUUAGAUUCAAGGAAGAAGGUGUCAAAAACAUCCUGAAAGAUUUAUUCCUACCCUGGUACAAUGCUUACCGUUUCUUAUCUCAGAACAUAAUUCGACUGGAACAAGAAGACAAUGUAUCUUUCCAAUUUGAUGAAAAAAGCUGUCAACUUUCAACAAAUGUAAUGGAUUGUUGGAUAUUGUCCUUCACUCAAUCACUACUUCUGUUUGUUAAAAAGGAAAUGGAUGCCUAUCGGCUUUACACUGUUGUACCAAAGUUAGUUGCUUUUAUUGAUAAUCUUACCAACUGGUAUGUUCGUAUGAACAGAAGGAGGCUGAAGGGUGAUGGUGGAGUUGACGAUUGCUGUCGUGGAUUGGAAACACUGUACAGUGUGUUGUUCUCAAUGGUCCGUAUCAUGGCUCCUUUCACACCUUUCUUAAGUGAGCUGAUGUAUCAAAAUCUGCGCCACCUAAACAAAAACGAUAAGGCUGAAAGUGUCCAUUAUCUUAUGUUGCCUACUCCUAAUCCAAACUUGAUUGACAAGAAAAUUGAGUCUGCAGUUUUGCAUAUGCAGACCAUUAUUGAACUUGGUAGAGUGAUUCGUGAUCGUAGAACCCUACCUAUCAAAUAUCCACUGUCAGAAGUUGUCGUCAUUCAUCAGGAUGCCUCCUUCCUUGCUGAAGUGAAAGAGCUGGAACAUUAUAUUUUGGAAGAGUUGAAUGUGAGGAAAAUGGUCCUGACUUCUGACAAAAAGAAGUAUGGUGUUGCCCUACGUGGUGAGCCUGACCAUAAGUCACUUGGAGCUCGUCUGAAAGGAGAGUUCAAGGCUGUCACCAAGGAAAUCAAGGGUCUUUCUGAUGCUCAGCUGCAGAAGUUUUUGGCUGAUGGACAAAUGGAGCUCUGUGGCAAUCUUAUUGAGAAAGAUGACAUUCGUAUCAUGUUCAGCUUCACUGGACCAGCUGCCCAGGAGCUUUCAGAACGCUACGAAGCACAUUCUGACAAUGAUGUUUUGCUGUUGCUGGAUAUCACUCAAAAUGAUGAGAUGUUGGAAGAAGGAUUUGCUCGCGAAGUCAUAAAUCGAGUGCAGAAGUUGCGCAAGAAAGCUCAACUGAUGCCAUUAGAUCCUGUGACAAUGUACUACAAAGUUUCUGCAGAUGGAGUUGUGAAAAAUGUCUUGCAGAGCUACAAGGAAUACAUUGAAACUGCUGUUAAAGGCCCCAUUAGACCAAUUUCUUCUAAGCCUGGAAAUGCAGUAAUAAUUAUGGAAGAAACAAGCAAAAUCAAGGAUACGGAUUUAUCACUCGUGGCUGUCAAGGGCUUUGCUCCUGGCUAUGCUGGGAGUGACACACCUGUUGUGGAACAGUUGCAGCCUCCUUGCCGGUAUGUGAAGGUACAGCUGAGUGAUGAUCUGCAGCCAAGAUUGGGCGCUCAGAGUUGGGGUGUAAUACUGUUGGAAAAUCCUGUUCAAGAAAAUGCAUUAAGCUUCACUGGAUUGUGUUCACAAAUUGAGAAACUAUUUGGUCUUAAUGGCAUUUGUUUUGAUGUUUCUGUUGAUGGAAUUGUUGUGUCCAGUGCAGUUGAAGUUCUGACCCUCAACAAGAAGGUCUUGACUGUUUCACCUGCUAAUAAAUUGCCUAAUUAUGUACCUUCCACUCCAAACUUCCAAUUUGUUAAUGUUGAGUUCAGAAAUAAAGUGUACACUGUGGUAUUCAAUGAUCAGGUUACACCUGAAUUGAUGAAAUCUGUUGUGAAUCAGUAUGUAAAAACUGUAUUGAAGACUGACAAAUUCAGUCUUGUGGGCAAAUUGGCCAAUGGCGAAACUCUUAAAUGUAAACUUGGUUGAGAGUACUGAUUGUUGGUUUCAUGAAUUAAUUUAUUUGUGACAUCGUAUUUAUCAAUAUUAAUAUUUGUAGAUAGACUAUUUGGGGGGAAUGAGCUUUGCCAUCAAAAGUUGUUUUGAAAUAAUUUCUUUUGUAACAAUAAACGAGAAAAAGAAAACUGCUGCAUUAAA